GACAGAGUAGCAUAAAAGUUGAAGGUGAUUGGUUGAUGAGCCACACUUGUAAUUCAUACAUUGGUUAGUCUCUCUCUAUCUGUCUUCUCCUUCCCUCUCUCUCUCUCUCUCUCUACUCAUGUGUGUGAAUGAAUCUCUGUUUCUUUUUUUGGAACCGAUAUGGCUUCCUAACAAUUGGGCUUUUCUCUGCCUCUUCCUAGGAAUCUGAAGUUUUCUCUCUACUCUCUAUACUCUUACUCUAUCACUCACCAUCUUUAAACAAAUCUCUCUUCUUCUCGGCAACACCGAUUUUUCAGUUUUUUUCUUUUUUGAAAGAUGGCUAUGCAAACUGUGAGAGAAGGUCUCUUCUCUGCUCCACAGACUUCUUGGUGGAAUGCUUUUGGAUCUCAGCCGUUGGCUCAUGAGAGUCUUGCCGGAGAUUCUGACUCGUUCGCCGGAGUUAAGGUCGGAUCUGCUGGAGAGACAGAACAAGGUGUAGAUAAACAGAACAACUCUGUAACUCACUUAGCUUUCUCUCUUGGUGAUGUAAAGAGUUCGAGAGUUGUGUCAAAGUCUCAUGGAGCUGUUUUCGCAAUGCAAUCGCCUAGUUUGGAACUUGGAUUUACUCACCCAUCGAUAUACGCAAAGUAUCCUUAUGGUGAACAACAAUACUAUGGAGUUGUCUCAGCCUAUGGAUCUCAGAGCCGAGUAAUGCUUCCACUAAACAUGGAAACAGAAGAUGGAACCAUCUAUGUGAACUCAAAGCAAUAUCAUGGAAUCAUAAGGCGACGUCAAUCGCGUGCAAAGGCUGCUGCUGUUCUUGAUCAGAAGAAACUGAGUACUAGGUGCCGCAAGCCAUAUAUGCAUCAUUCACGCCAUCUCCAUGCAUUGCGCCGUCCUAGAGGAUCCGGUGGGAGAUUCUUGAACACAAAAAGCCAGAACUUGGAGAAAAGCGGAAACAAUGCAAAGAAUGCUGAUGGAAACAAGCAGGUUCAGUCUCAACCUAAGCCUCAGCAGAGUAAUUCUCAGAAUUCUGAAGUUGUUCAUCCGGAAAGCGGAAUCAUGAACUUAUCGAAUGGACUAAGUGUCACGGGAUCAGAAGUUACAAGUAUGAACUACUUUCUGAGUUCUCCAGUCCGUUCUCUUGGUGGCAUGGUAAUGCCUAGCAAGUGGAUAGCAGCAGCAGCAAUGGAUAAUAGCUGCUGCAAUUUCAAAACCUGA
Molecule: messenger RNA, 1200 nt
Organism: Camelina sativa (false flax)
Lineage: Eukaryota; Viridiplantae; Streptophyta; Magnoliopsida; Brassicales; Brassicaceae
Source: RefSeq, a predicted model, not a curated record